GGCCUCGGCACGUGGCACAGUUGGCCCCCGCACUCGAAGGCAUUGUGGGCUGGCAGCGCGACAGUUGAUCCUCCUCCCGCUGGGCGGACAUGGCCGGCGUGGGGUCUCUGUUUCAGAGGGCGAGAGCCUACGUGAAGACCAAGGAGUUCCGGGACUACCUGACCAGCACGCACUUCUGGGGGCCUGUGGCCAACUGGGGCCUUCCGCUGGCUGCCUUUAACGACAUGAAGCGGCCGCCCGACAUCAUCAGUGGCCGCAUGACAACGGCGCUCUUCUUCUACUCCCUGGCUUUCAUACGCUUCGCCUACCGCGUGCAACCCCGAAACUAUCUGCUGAUGUCGUGCCACUGCGCCAACGUGGUGGCACAGAGUGUGCAGGGCUCCCGCUACCUGCGCUACCACUAUGGCGGCGGCGCCGGAAAGACUCAGGGCAGACCCUAUUGCUGGGUCCACAGUGAACCAGCGGCAGCUCCAGGCAAAAGGCCCGUGCUUACUGGGCUCCUUCCUGUGACCCUGAGGAUUCACCAGCACCCUGGAGGCAGAGCUACAAAAAGGGAGGUGACAACAAAUUACAGGAAAUACCACGAGGUCUUGCAAAGAAGCGCACUCAUCUUCGCUCGGGUGCUGCACAAGGUGGUUCUGCCCCCUGAACGAAGGUCCACAGGGGACCUGCCCCGGUUUAGCACCACUGGCCUCGGCAAUGCGCAGGUGGAGGGGAAGACGCGAGGGACGCCGACCCCACAGAUCACUGCACCCAAUGGGACAGAGCUUACUGCCGUUCGGGAACAAACAGGACAAAGUCAGGAGCAGAAUACGUUUUGGGUAAAAGAAAUAGAGGAAAUAUGA
Messenger RNA from Chinchilla lanigera (long-tailed chinchilla), 845 nucleotides. RefSeq names its product mitochondrial pyruvate carrier 1-like (gene Mpc1l). NCBI's taxonomy places the organism in Eukaryota, Metazoa, Chordata, Mammalia, Rodentia, Chinchillidae. Gene Ontology annotation, biological process: pyruvate import into mitochondria. The transcript has 3 exons. The record is from RefSeq and is a predicted model, not a curated record. Gene Ontology annotation, cellular component: mitochondrial inner membrane. Bases 90 to 845 code for a protein of 251 amino acids.